This is a messenger RNA of Bacillus rossius redtenbacheri, 7832 nucleotides long. RefSeq names its product lysine-specific demethylase 3A (gene Kdm3). Gene Ontology annotation, cellular component: histone deacetylase complex; chromatin. The coding region runs from base 60 to 6755 and encodes 2231 amino acids. The transcript has 19 exons. Gene Ontology annotation, molecular function: chromatin DNA binding; histone H3K9 demethylase activity; transcription coregulator activity. Lineage: Eukaryota; Metazoa; Arthropoda; Insecta; Phasmatodea; Bacillidae. Gene Ontology annotation, biological process: regulation of transcription by RNA polymerase II. The record is from RefSeq and is a predicted model, not a curated record.
CUUCGAAAAUUUAACGUAUGUACUAUUUUUGACUUGAAAAUGUGUACAUUUUACUUGUAAUGGCCUGCAAAGUCCGAGACGAGCUAGUGGGAAAACGUUUUCUGUCAGUGAGUGGUUGUGCAAACCUAAAAACAGUGAAAGUCGAACAGUGGUGUUGGAAGGCGGGAGUUAUACGUGCUGCAAGUCACAAGGAUAACACUCAUCCAGAUCUCCAGGUGCUGGUGGAGUACGAUGGCGCGGACUGGCAGCGCCGGGAGUGGGUGCGCGUGCACCAGGACGUGUUCCAAGUGUUCCUGGUGGAGCACGGCCUCGUGUGGAGCGAAGACCCGGACGACCGCGCCGCCAGACCAGCGCUCACCUUCUCGCCGCUGGUGUCGGGGGCGGAGCUGCCCGAGGACCGGCGGCCGGCGGAGCUGCUGGCGGACCGGCAGCUCGUGUUCCGGGACUACGCCCGCCUGCAGCCGCUCCAGGAGUGGCACUCGGGGCCGGCGGAGGCGGCGGAGGCGGCGGAGGCGGCGCGCGCCUGGCUGGAGCUGCAGGACGGACAGCGGAUCCUGACGGCCGCCCCCAGCGUGCUGCUGGGCUACCGCGUGCAGGUGUACCGCGUGCAGGGCACCACGCAGUGGUACACCGCCGUCGUCGUCGGCUACAACGAGGCCAGCAUGGAGCUGACGGUGACCGAUGACACCGUGUUGGAGGAACACAGCGUCGACCCGCGCCUGGUGCAGAUGAGGCUGAUAGGAGACGGCGUGGUGGAGUCCAUCGUGCGAGGGGAGCUGCUGGGGCCCGCGGCCAGACGCUGCCGACCCUCCACGUCGCUGGCGAACUGCGAGGUCGGCCGACGCAGCGGCGGGGGUCGUCGCACCGCGAGCAGGCGCCAGGCGGGGUCGUCCACGCGCGCCCGGCGCGGCGCAGCCGUCGGCAGAGCCCGGCGCCGCAGGAGGAGACCGCCGCAGAUAGCGACCCCCGACGAUGACGCGGGCGGCAUGGAGCCGGCCCCGGGCAGCAGCGCCGCCGACGACCGCUCCGACUCGGGCGUGAGCUCCCUGCGCGGAGGCGGGUCGGCCGGCAGCGGCGAUGAGCGGUCCGGCUCGCGGUCCAGCGCGCUCAGCUCCGGCGGCGACGAGGUGUGGCGCGACCCGGGGCUGCUGAGCGCCGAGCCGUCCGUGCGCCACGUGCACUCGGUGCAGCACAGCUCGCUGCUGAUGGCGCACCCGCCGGGCCAGCCGCCCGUCGCGGCGCCCCAGCACUACGUGGCGGCGCCGCCGCUGCCGCCGCCCGCGCUCUACCAGGACAUGCUGUGGAAGCCGCGCUACCCGCCGCUGCUGCCGCAGGACCUGCUGGCGGAGCGCGACCGCAUCAUCAGGGAGAGGCAGGAGCUGGUGGAGAAGCAGCGCUCGGAGCGCGAGCGGCAGGAGAGAGAGAAGCUAGAGCGCGAGCGGCAGGAGCGGGAGAAGCUGGAGCGCGAGCGGCAGGAGCGGGAGAAGCAGAUGGAGCGCGAGCGUGAGCGGCAGGAGCGGGAGCGAAUAGAGAACCAGCGGGCCACCGAGCAAGCAGUGCACAAGCAUUUCGAGGAGUCCCUCCGCCUGCUCCAGCAAAAGAACAACAUACAGCGCAACAACAGCAUGUGCUGGAACCUGACCAGCAUGCCGAUGGGGUCCCGAGGGGCGCCCGGCAGCGCGGAGGAGGACCAGCGCAAGAGGGCGGAGCAGCAGAGGCUGAUGGCGGGGGAGCGGCUGAUGCGGGAGUCCCAGUCCCGGGACAGGGCCGCCUUCUACCCCCAGCCCGCGGUUCAACAAAGAGUGGCAAGUGCUCCUCAGAAACCGGAGUACCACCCUCCACCAGCUCAUAGUCGUGCAGGGAGUGCCAAGACUAGUGAAAAACAGACAAUGCAAACUUCCCUGCCUAAGGUGGAACCCAACUUCAGUAUGUUCGGUUAUCCGCCUUACCAGUCGAUGGGUUUCAUCUCGCAACAUGAUGCUGUGAAGAUGAAGAGUUCCGCACCGUGUAAGGAACCUUCUUCAAGCCUCCCCAACCCACCUCCUCUUAUGAGUGACGUAAAAAACUCUGUAAUCGUGAAGAACGAUGGCAAAAUUCCUCACCUCGAGGUGUCACAAGUGAAAACUGCACCACCUCCCCACUCUCCCAGUCCCAAGCUGCAGGCUCAUUACGUUCCGCCCUCGACACAGGCACGCCAGGGAUACGAGUAUCGCAGUCCGUCGCAGUCCCCUCAUCAUCUGUCUCAGAGACACACUCCGUCCCCCUUGCACCACAGGACGCAAGUCCAGCAGCCCCAGCCGCAUCGCCAGUCUCCGGACCAGCGGUAUCGCACGUACGGCACGUCUGCCAAGCAGGCGACCAUGGCGAGUUACCCGUAUCCUACGCUCGUCACGACGGCUGCUCACUACAUCCCGGCUUCAGGUGUCAACGUCACCCCUGGAUCCAAGCCCAAGGUCAGCAGCCCGGCGCCACCUCACAUCUACGGCAUGCCGACAGCAGGCAUUUCGACAGGGGUGCCGGUGUGUCGACCGGAUGUGAGCAUAUGUACGUCCAUGCCAUUGCCGCUCACAUCAAAGGCUCCUUUAACAUCUUCUAUGUCGCCCUCUCCAUAUCAGCAGUUGUCGCAUGGGCACCAACCUCCGCAUCCUUCUCAGCCGAGUCUGGGAGGCCACCCACCUCCGGCCCACAGCAAAGUUACCUACGAAACUCGGCUGUAUUCUCCGGGACUCAAACCUCACUCCAACUUACCACCUCAACAUAGCUCCUCACCACCGGCAGCCACGGCUCCUCACCCAUCGCCCAGAUCUUCUCCCAUGCAGAUGGCGGUCCAUCCUAACAUUUACCAUAUUUCUCAUCCAUCAAUGGACCAGUUGCAGCCCCUCGACCUCGGUGUAUCUGCCAACAGAGAUGAGACUAGUUCUCCCAAGAGGAAGAGCAUGACGCCUCAGCACAGUCCACAGUCUGUGUUGGACAUCAGUAAGAAAAGACCUCGCCUGGACACUAGUUGCGCGCAGUUGGCUCGUGUAAGUGAACCAAGUCCGCUAGUUCUCGGUGCUGCGACCACGAUUACGACAGUCGUGAACACUGCAGUGGUUGUUUCUCAGCCUCAGGAGUCUCCGAUAGUGUCUGCUAGUCCGGUGCCAAGAACUUGUUCUGGAGACGGGUCUGUGCGGCCGAGUAGUACGGGCAGUAGUUCCGGUAUUGCAGUGCUACCAGUUUCGUUAACGCCUCCUCAGCGCAACAGCCCUGCUCCGAGUCCCAAUCCUCCAGGCACGCCUGGAAAACCAACACUUUUGGACUCUGAUAAGUCCAACAGUCCAGGCCCACCUGCCUCCAAACCUUCCAGCUACCAAGUUCACAAGCUCAAGAAGGCGUGGUUACAAAGGCACUCGGGCGAAGAUGGGAGCGAGGACACGACCGGUGUAGUGGGUAGUGGGUCGUGCGUUACUCUUCCUUUGACGAUAGCACCAUCUCCUGUGGUGGUCAGCAGAGAGAGCAGUGUUUUAGGCAGUGGUAUAUCGAACUUGUUACAAAAUGUAGGAACUAUGGCCAUGUCUAGUAUAUGCAAACCAAAAUCAAACUCUGGUAGCAAAGGGAACAACAGGAAGGGUCAGGUGGGGAAAGACGGGGGAACGACUUUCAAUGGCCAUGGCUCCGACAUUUCCGGGAAGUUGCAGCAAGGUGAUACGUCAUCGAGCUCGGACCAAGAGCGUGAGAGCAAGACUCCUCCAAAGAGGAAACCUCCCAAAGUAAAGCGAAAGAAGGGUGCUAGUGCUUUGAGAAAGGCGGCGGCAGAAGAGCUGAAGCGCAAGAAGCUCUCUACUUCUGUGACAUUAAGCGAGAGUGCUAGUGACAGUGACAAGGAAAGUGGCAGUGAGAAAGAUACAGACAGCGGCGGCAGUGCUAAGAAGUCAAGUAGCGUGACUGGGUCGGGCAACGGACCAAGUUUCAGCGGUAACAAGGAGCGGAGGAAACGCGGACGAAGACCCAAGUCAAAAAACGAGCGAGGUGAGGAGCCGCGGCAAAAGAAGCCUCGGGAAGAUCCGUCGGCUCCACAGCGUGAUCCGUUCAGAAAACCACCUGUCAGUCAGCUCAAGAAGACUGGCGAAACUUUCCUUCAGGAUGGUCCGUGCUUUGAGGUAGCACCCAAGCUGGGAAAGUGUCGUGAGUGCAGGUGGACUCCGAACCAGCGAUCAAAGAACAUGCCCAACAUCUUCUGUCGUUUCUACGCGUUCAGGCGCUUGAGAUACACGAAAAAUGGUCAACUGGCUAUAGCUGGCUUCUCGGAUCCACACAGAGAUGCUUCAGAGGACGACCUGAAGCUGUGGCUGCCGCGGGCCAACGCCAAGCCCUCCGACCUGGAGCUGUACGUGUCCCACUUCCUGCUGGCGCAAGUGGGCGACCAGUUCUGCCACGUGGUGCGGCAGGAGGGGGACUGCCAGGCGGCCCACCUGGCGGCCGACCGGGCCCCCGCCUGGAAGAGGGUGGUGCAGGGCGUGCGAGAGAUGUGCGACGUGUGCGAGACCACUCUCUUCAACUACCACUGGGCGUGCCGCAAGUGCGGCUUCGUCGUCUGCAUCGACUGCUACAAGAGCCGCAAGUCGGGCGCCAGCAAGUGCCCCGGGGACACGUCGCGGGACAAGGACGACUACGCCUGGCUCCUGUGCACCAACCGGCAGCCCCACGACCAGGAGAAGCUGAUGCUGACGCAGAUAAUCGCGGGGGACUCGCUGAUGCAGGUGGGGCGUCGCCUCCACGAAGUGAGGAUCGCGCUGGGGAUCAGUCAGUUCUGUGGCUGCCGGCUGGGCAGUCAGCCGCACCACAAGAGAACCAACGGUAUUUGCAAGGAGCUGUGGAAGAACUUCAAAACUGAGCUCCCGAACGGUGUGCUCAUCAAGACUGAAAACAGCGAAAUGGAGGAGGAUGACGUGGACGCAAACAGCGGGGUCACUAAUGGUUCCACUGGCACACCGGAGUGCAAGUCCGAAGUGAAGCCUGAAAUCAAGUCGGAGGUGAAGUCUGACGCGGAGGCAGACGCGGAUGCUGAUGCUGAUGCGGAUGCAGAUGUGGAUACCAAUUGUGAUGCAAAGGCUGAUGUCAAAUGUGAGGUGAAGUCUGAAGACAAGGACAACAACUCGCCUCUUAGUUGGCUGGCGGAUGUGGCUCUCUUGAAUGAAGACAAGAAGCCCAUUGAGGAGCCGGCGGCGAGCGGGGACUCCGACCCGGAGCCCGACAAGGAGGGCAAGUACUCAACGCUGCGCAAGCUGCUGAUCCGGCCGUCCCACAAGCACAACGGCAGCAGCGGCAGCCGCGCCACGCCGAGGAAGCAGCGCGGCGCCCAGCCCGACACGCCAGACUGCAAGGAGGAGGCGGCGCCGUGCGGGGCCAAGAAGAUGGCGGAGCUGAGGCAGUUCAUCCGGCGCUUCAGGGGCUACAACAAGAGCAUCGCGCUGCGGCCGCGAGUCAUGACGCUGGCGGAGAGCACCAAGCUGUACCCGGGGGUGCCCCACUCGUGGCUCUGCAACGGCUGGCUGCUGAGGCUGCACGAUCCCGACCACGUCGGCAACUACAGCCUCUUCCAGGACCAGUGGAGGCGUGGUCAACCUGUGCUUGUAUCUGACGUGGCGAAGCAACUUGAUAAGAGCUUGUGGACGCCGGAGUCUUUUGCGCGUGAUUUCGGGGAUGAGAAGAACGAUCUUGUGAACUGCACGACGGGGGCGAUCGUUACGAACCAGCCGAUGCGCAGGUUUUGGGAUGGUUUCGACCACAUUGCACGUCGCCUCAAGGACGACAGAGGCAACCCGAUGGUGCUAAAACUGAAAGACUGGCCGACGGGGGAGGAUUUUGCCGAGAUGCUUCCUGCAAGGUUCAAUGAUUUGAUGAAGGCACUGCCAUUGACGGAAUACACUCAUCGCACUGGACGACUGAAUCUUGCGAGUCGUCUCCCUGAGUGCUUUGUCAGGCCAGACCUGGGGCCCAAGAUGUACAAUGCCUAUGGCAUGGCACAAGCACAGAAUGCUUCAAAGGGCACAACAAACUUGCAUCUCGACAUAUCAGAUGCGGUCAAUGUCAUGGUGUAUGUUGGCAUCACCAAGGAUGGUGACCAAGAGGAAUACAUCAAAGAUGCGUUCCAGGCUAUCGAGGAGUCUUGCUGCGACAUAAUCACCAAGAAGCGCGUGCAGGAGGAACACGAGGUGCCCGGAGCGCUGUGGCACAUCUACAGCGCCGGCGACGCGGACAAGAUACGCAAUCUCCUGAACCAGGUGUCGCUGGAGCGUGGGGUGCGGCUGGAGGCCCACCAUGACCCCAUACACGACCAGAGCUGGUACCUGGACAAGAAACUGCGCGACCGACUGUACGUGGACUACGGCGUGGAGUCCCACAGCAUAGUGCAAUUCCUGGGCGACUCCAUCUUCAUACCUGCUGGGGCGCCACACCAGGUUCGUAACCUGCAUAAUUGCAUAAAGGUAGCAGAAGACUUUGUGUCACCAGAAAAUGUGUCGCAUUGCUUUCACAUGACUCAGGAAUUCCGCUGCCUUUCCAAUGCGCACACCAACCAUGAAGACAAGUUACAGAUAAAGAACAUCAUCUAUCAUGCAGUCAAAGACUCCUUGUCUGUUAUAUCAAGUGCCAUUGCCAUGGCUAAAGAAGAGUACGUGAAUGUAACCGAUGGCAUGGAAGCUAGUGCAAUCUCCACUACAGCAACAGAACAAUUGGCAGCCAGUAACGGUGAUGCAAAAGAAGACUCAACCUGAACUAUGUAUUCCCUUCGUUGAGAUAGCAACAUUUCAAUGAAGGGAAAAAACUAUUUUCACUUGGGCAGUGCCCUAUUUGCAUUUCUGACAAAAGAUUUAACUUGAGGUGAAUGAUCUCAAAUCAUGAGGGCAAAUCCUGCCACGCGUGCUGUUACUGAUGAAAAAUAUCUACGUGUCCAUUGUAGCAUCUACUUUUUUUCAUUUCAGUGUCAUAAAAUUUCUUCAUUACUUAAGUGGAGACAUGGAUGUUUUGAAACUGUGUAAAUUCUGAAAAAAUUGUAUGUCCAUACUUUAAAAUACUGUUACAUAGAAUAGGUGAACGUUCACUAUUUGUUUUCUUCUGCAAGCACACGCUGUUAUUGUAUUGCCUGCUUUUUCACUAUUACGGAGUUGCAACGUAGUCAGAACACAAGUGCCAACGUGAGUGUGAUAUUUAGAAAGUGGGAAGGGAGCGUCGGUGUACAUCUAUGUAGUUUAACGCUGUGUCUCUUUUUGAGUGGGUUUUGUGUUUGUUUCUGUUAUCGAGAAUAUAUUAGAAGCUUAUUUCUUUAACCAAAGUCACCAGGAACAGAUGAUGUAGUUCCUAUGUAUGUUUAGUACCUAAUUCUACGAUCUUUGGUUACGCAUCAUUUGAGGUGAUGGACGAUGCAAUUUCCUUGAUCUCAGACCUCGUACAUAAUGCAUACAACGAGUUGCAGAAGUUUUUAAUGUGUGUAUAUUUUGUGGACUACGAGCGGUCGGAUUCGACAAACAGAGACUUGUCGUUUUUUGGUGUUUACAUGAUACCAGUAUUUUUUAAAUGCAUGUAAAGUGAUGUUUAUGUUCCCGUUGUGUUUAAUUUGUGUACAGUUUUCCCUGCCCUUCUGCCACCAAGGAACUGCGUGUAAUUUAUUGUGGUGGUGUGUCAAUGCCGUUACCGAGAAUCAGUUCCGACUGAUGGCACUAGUUGCCUAUCCCUCCCUGCUGUACAGUGCACUUGUCUUCAUGUUCUGUGACCCUCAUUUGAGGGAUCGGUAAAGUUUUUUUGUACUGUGUAAAUGUAAGAAGGCAGUUUGAAUAACAAAAAUGUUUAUAUUA